Pteronotus mesoamericanus is the source of this 345-nucleotide messenger RNA. RefSeq names its product zinc finger protein 706-like. The coding region runs from base 1 to 345 and encodes 114 amino acids. Lineage: Eukaryota; Metazoa; Chordata; Mammalia; Chiroptera; Mormoopidae. The record is from RefSeq and is a predicted model, not a curated record. The transcript is spliced from 2 exons.
AUGAGUGGAGAAGGCCAAAGCAGUGCUGGGCUCACUCCCCUUUUCUCUUCCUCUGGCCACUUCUUCUGGCCCCUUCGUGCUGCACGGUCUCUGCAACGCAAGACUUGUCCAGGCCCAAAUACGGCUAGGAGACAGCAGAAAAUUCAGUCUAGGCAGAAAAAUGCCAAAAAGCAAGCUGGACAAAAGAAGAAACAAGGGCACAACCAAAAGGUUGCUGUCAAAGCUGCCGAUAUAUAUAUAUGCACUGUCCGUAGGACACAAAUGCCAGACCUUAAGACCUUCAAGCAGCCCUUCGAGAGCAAGCAUCCAAAGACUCCCCUUCCUCCAGAAUUGGCUGAUCUUUAG